Messenger RNA from Penicillium coprophilum, 1818 nucleotides. RefSeq lists its product as uncharacterized. The coding region runs from base 1 to 1818 and encodes 605 amino acids. Gene Ontology annotation, biological process: regulation of transcription by RNA polymerase II. Gene Ontology annotation, molecular function: DNA-binding transcription factor activity, RNA polymerase II-specific. The transcript has 3 exons. Lineage: Eukaryota; Fungi; Ascomycota; Eurotiomycetes; Eurotiales; Aspergillaceae. The record is from RefSeq and is a predicted model, not a curated record.
AUGUCCCAUUUCAUUUUCGUUUCUACAACAUUGAUCUCUUUCCAUCUCUCCAGCCAUCUCUGUCAUGGUCGAGGCAUUCAGAAACACUCUUCUCUUUAUACCACUCUACCUUCGUACUUAAUACUCAAUAUCCUGAUUACCGAUUAUUUCUGCGAGCCAGACAGCAUUCUCAAUCCCGAAUGGGAUCCACUCGAGUUCGAGCCUGAGGGAGAGCAUUCCGAGAUUUUGUGCCAGCCAAUCGGGUGCAUUCGAGUCAUAUGUCUGAAGCCCCGUCGAGCCAAUAGUCCAAACCGUUGGACCUUUUUUCUGUCCACAUCCGUGGAAAAGCUGACGGCGGUAAGGUUGCAUUGUCACCCAACCUACGAACGCGAAACUACUGUCCUCGAAAAUGGGUCCAAAGCCAAUAUUUUGUUUCAAAAGAGAACAACCCCGGUCCCACCCAAUGGGGAGAUGACCUUCGUUUUGAGUGUGAACCCCGGGUUCACGGUGGGGAAGAUUCACGAGAUCAUCGUUGUGAUUAACCGGCACAAAUACGAUAUUGAUAAUGAUGGUUGGAAUAGCCGAACCUGGGUUUAUGACCAAAUCGAUCUCUUCAGCCAACACGGUAUCUUCGCCAACCAGGACGAGGUUGCAUUAUGUGACGAAAAGAAGCCAGCAUGCUCCAAAUGCAUCCAUCAUGCUAUUGAGUGCGACUUCCUCUCGACCUCAGGUAUAUCAUCAGCUUCAUGCUCUUCAGCACCAUCCCCUUCGAAUUCUUCAAAAGCACAAUUUCGAUUCAAGCCCUCUAAAUACCAAUCUGAGGAACCCAAGACCAAGCAUGAUACAGGCCAGCCAUCUGCGCCGACAGUCUCAACGGAAGUCCACUGCAAAAGCCCCAGCGCUUUAUCACAGAGUCAGGACACCCUCUCAUUCGCCGACCUACGACUUUUCCAUCAGUUUGUUACAGAAACCUACCGCACUUUGGCAGACGAAACAACUGACCACAAUCGCGUUUGGCAAACUCACCUUCCACAAUGGGGAUUCGCCUCGCCGUCUAUCUUCCACCUGAUAUUGGCGCUGGCAGCCUUGCAUUUGGGCUAUCUCUAUCCCGAGGUACGAAACCAGUAUGUGAGACAGGCAGAUGAUCACUUCACGUUUGGCAUUCGAUCCGUGUCAGCAAUUUUAUCGAGUCUCGACUCGGAAAACUGUCAGUCAAUCUAUAUGUCGACAGUGCUGAUAUGUUUCGUCUAUUUCGCACACGGUCCAAAACCUGGUGAAUACCUUGUUUUCAGCGAGACGGGUAAGGCUGAAUGGCUCGUUCUUAUGAGAGGAGUGAGAUCGAUUUUGACGUCUAGCCAUGACCAAAUCUUCACCGGAGUCUUACAGAUUCAACCUGAUCCUGCUAUUCAGGGGGUCAAUUCGUUGUUACGAGACGAGCUCCGGGAACAUCAGUCUCAUAUUCAAACACUCCAAGAUUUUAUCGAAACUCAUACUGGCGGGGGUUUCAUGUGUCAGAUCGACGUUGAUGCACUGGAAAACCUGCUGGAAAUGUUUGAGCAAGCAUACCAGUGUCGAAGCGCUGGGAAGGACGGUGUUAUCUUGAUGCCCUUUGUCGUUGGGUGGAUCUACAGACGGCCGGAGGAGUUCAUCAGUCUCCUUGAGGAGAAGGAGCCACUCUCAUUGAUUGUGCUUGCUUAUUGGUGUAUUCUUUUGAAGUUCAUGAGAUCCUCAUGGCUUAUGAUUGCUUGGGACCGACAUGUCAUCACAGGAAUUCGGGAGUCUCUGGCACUUGAAUUCCACCAAUGGAUUGAGUGGCCUGUCAGUGUGAUUUGCGAUUGA